This is a messenger RNA of Danio rerio (zebrafish), 1785 nucleotides long. It is a transcript of the gene use1, whose product is annotated as unconventional SNARE in the ER 1 homolog (S. cerevisiae). Gene Ontology annotation, cellular component: endoplasmic reticulum membrane. The record is from RefSeq and is marked validated. Gene Ontology annotation, biological process: membrane fusion. NCBI's taxonomy places the organism in Eukaryota, Metazoa, Chordata, Actinopteri, Cypriniformes, Danionidae.
UCUUCAUUUGCCUGUUUGUUCCACCUUGUAAUGUAAAAGUCGCGCUACUUCCGCUUUGAAUGUCAAAUAUGGCCACGUCCAGACUGGAGAUUAAUUUCGUCAGAUUAUUGUCGCGCUGUGAAUCGCUGGCUUCAGAGAAAAGAGCCGAGACAGAAUGGAGACUAGAAAAGUAUGUCGGUGCUCUCGAGGAGAUGUUUGUCGCCCUCAAAAAAAGUCCCAGCAAACCCACACCGGAAACGCUGACAGACUACAACCGUAAAGUGGAUUUCCUCAAGGGGCUUUUAGAGGCAGAGAAACUGCCGUCUCCAGCUGAGAAGUCUUUAGCCAAUCAGUUUCUGGCUCCCGGACGAACGCCGACGAUCUCCAGUGAGAGAACGCCAGCCAGCAAAACAGUCCACAUUCAGAGCAAAGCCAGAUGUGCUGGAGAGAUGCGGAAAGAGUUGAUGAGCAGCGGUGUGUCAAAUUCCGCUUUACUAGAGAACGACCUCCGACACAGGAAAAGUCUUCCAGUAGACGAGCGUCAGUCGGCAGCAGAACUGGACCAAAUCCUGCAGCAUCAUCACAACCUGCAGGAGAAACUGGCCGAUGACAUGCUGAAUCUCGCGCGCAACCUCAAGAACAACACACUCGCCGCUCAGAACAUCAUCAAGCAGGACAACCAGACCCUCACACAGUCCAUGCGUCAGGCGGACGUGAACUUCGAGAAGCUGAAAACCGAGUCCGAGCGACUGGAGCAACACGCCAAAAAAUCCGUCAACUGGUUCCUGUGGCUGAUGCUAAUAGUUGUUUCUUUCACCUUCAUCAGCAUGAUCCUGUUUAUAAGACUGUUCCCGCGGCUCAGAUGAUGCUAAUCCAGUUUAGCAAAACAGCUAGGUUUUAUUUAUCUAUAACAAAAGGUUUACAUAUAUAGACUCCAGCCAAAAGUUAUAGAAAUGUAUGAUUGACGGCCUCAGUCAUUCCCGCGGAAAAUCUACAUUACCUGCAUGCCAUUGUGAUGUCAUAACGAAUUCGCGCCGAAUCCCUACUGUCAAUAAAGUGAUGAGGGAAUCCCUUCUUUUGUUCGACCAUGUUGAUGAUGCUCGUUAAUAACGGUAAGUUAUUGUUAUUCCAUAACCGCAAACUAUUCGUCAACCAUUUAAUAAACGACUUAUCUAACAAUAAACGCUGUUAAAAUUAAGUUUCAAGUAAACCAUGUCUUUUUAAAGACGAGCUUAAAUUAAAUUACCUCAUGAAAAUUCUGUUUAAUGUAGCCAAAUAAAACACUACAUAUGAGAUGCUUAACAUGACUUAACGUUUAAUUCCGCUUUUUUAUGACCUCAGUCAAUUGAUCCACGUACUGUACUGUACGAUGGCUAUAAAAAUGCACCGAGCUGAUUUAAAGUCCGGUCGGCUUGUAUCGGUUCAGUGAGGAAAUGUUCUGGCAAACAGCAGGAAGUUAUUUUGCUUGUCGGACGCACACAUGGAGACUGUCUUCUCCACCCAGAGAGUAAAUGGCCCGUAUUUAGCUGAAGGUUUAUUUCUGCGUGUUCUCUUAUGGUGGAUGAAGUGUUAAGUAUUGCUCAGAUAUGGUGUUUGUGCUACUAUUGAUGGAUGUUAAUGUUUGUCUCAAGCGUCCCGUCAUUGAUUGUUCGUCAUGUACUGUUUGCUUUAAUUGAUUCACAUGAGAACAGGCGACACAUUGUUUUUUUUUUUUUUGUUUGGUUUUUUUUGUCUUCAAUGUGUUCAAAUGUAGUGAGACUGAAAAAUAGAGACGUGUGUAUUGUUUUAAUAAAAUUAUUUGCAGUC